This is a messenger RNA of Porites lobata, 5567 nucleotides long. The record is from the annotation of a GenBank genome assembly. Lineage: Eukaryota; Metazoa; Cnidaria; Anthozoa; Scleractinia; Poritidae.
AUGGCGGAGGAGGAGGCAUCACAUCCAAAAGUUCUCAUUUUUACUGCACCAAUUUUAUGCUUUAAAGAAAAAGCUCCAAACCUCACACGUAAAGGUGAGUUUUUAAUUGGAACGGGAAAAAUUCAGUCCUGGUAAAAAUGGCUUCUUAUCGAUGGCACCAUCGUCCUCUGGUCGUCGGAGGGAGAAUUUUAGUUUGAAGUGAGUUAUCGAGGGCUAUUUAACGUAAAGACAAAAGAAUAACUAAUGCGACAAAUUUGGAAUGAGGUGACCUGAGGUGUACGGACCUUCCAACUAAACCAUGCGAAUCUGGAGUAUUUGAAACAAAUUCCCCAAAAACCUGGAGACCUCAAACGUGAAAGAUUUCCAAAAUAUGUGUCAAAUAAAACCCAAAAAGCAGAUAUUCUUAUAUUCUUUACGUCGAUAGGACAAUGAAUAGCCAAAUAAGGAUGCCAUAAGGCUUUCCCACAGACCUUAGCAAACCUAUGAUUUCUGGGAAUUAGGAUGGAAUUGGACUCAGUAAUAUUUUCUGAUUCACUGUGGAAUUUUGAGGCUAAAUAGACCUUGUCACGGUUUUCGACGCCAUCUUGAUGAGUAGGCAAACGCGUGAGAAAUUACAGUGAUGGCAUGAGAAUCUAAUGUUGAAUAAUUUCGGUAGGACGGCUGUUCUGAAAGAAAUACGAUUUGUGAACUAAAGCUUCACUCUUAAGGAUUCUCCUGAAAAAAUUUGAGGGCGUUACGUGCGCUAGAAGACCUAGAACCACUUUUCAAAAUUUUCAGCACAUUUGUCUGUAAUUUAAGUCGCGGGAAAAUUACAGACAAAUAUAUGGAAAAUCUAAAGCAAGCCUCUGGAGAAAUUUAAGCACAGGUACGCCCCCAAAUUUUUUUAGGACAAUCCUUUGCUUUGUAGCUUUAGUUUACAAUAAUUAUUGAUACUUUGUUCAGAACGGCCGUUUUACGGAAAUUAUUCGACAUUAGAUUCUCAUACAAACACUGUAAUUUCUCACACGUUUGCCUACUCGUCAAGAUGGCAUCGAAAACCGUGACAAGGUCUAUAGUUAGGCUGUGAGUUAACUGCCCAAACCGUGAGAGUUGGAAGGACUGGGUUCCCUCUGUAGGUACCAAGGCACAGAUUAUGUACAACAUAAGAAACAGUACAACCAAACAAUAUUAAAGCCCCCAGGAGAACUCUUGUUGGCUCCUUUGUUUCUUUUGUGAUGAUUCUACCUGCAGAAAUACCUAAAGUCUAUGUCUAUUGCACUCUCAUACAUGUAUACCAGCGCUCAAUAGGUCUAGGUCUUUGUUUUGUUUUUGCCUCUCUGACUCUUGAAAAGCGUAAACAAAUCUCCUUUUCUUGGUGUAACUGGGUCUCCUGGAAACCUUAAAGAUUCACAAUCAAGUGUAGAUCAUUUUUGACAGUCUGGAACUGUGUUAUUUCGAAAACAGGCCUGUUCAAAUUCCUAUUACAUUAGCCCAAUGUUCUUCCCAAAGUUUUUCCAGUAAUGCAGAGUUUUUCGUUAUUCUUGGUGCAGCAUUACAGGACAAUAAGGUUUGUAGAAAUCAUGGUGUUUUUUGGAACCUCCCCCAAUAAGGUUUGUAGAAAUCUUGAUGUUUUUUGGAACCUCCCGCCCACCCUUAACACACCAUGUGGACAUGUUAUAAGAUGUUCAUGGGCUGAAAACAUUGCAACUUUGCCUGCAAUGAAUCCUACCCUCUUUUUUGCCCCCUGUAUCACUGUGGCUGCAAACUAGGCUGUUUAUUUAUAUAUCUUCUCAUGUCUGAAAUCCCCUCUGAUAUGAAUCUAAUAUUUUCAUCUGAAAUGUAGGUAGCAAGAUCUGUUGGAGUAAAACAACUUUAAAACAAAGUGGGAAAGCAUUUGUGCGGUGUGAGCAGCAAUUUUCCAGCAACAAAGAUGAUGACCUCACUGAAGAGAGUGACCUAAGGCUUGAAUAUGAACCAUUAGCAGUUCAGGAGUCUGUCUGUUUAUACCUGGAAAGUGAAUUUAAAAACACUGAACACACUUCACAGCCAACUGAGUCAUCUUCAUUUGGGUUUGAAACAGGGUGUCAUGUAGCUCACAGUGAGAAUGUUGAUGCUGGAAAUCUGCAGAGAGAGUUUGAAGACAUAAGAUGUGCAAGUCAAAGACUCCUCAUUGAAAAUGGUGCACGAAGUUCAAGCAUGUCUAGUGAUGAGGAUAAAAAAGCGAUCAAAAGGAAGUUUGAUGCUCUUGGCGGUUUUGAUUGUGAUACUGAUACACAUCAGUUGACAAUGGAGGAUGUUUACACCCAAGAAAAAUUCCCCUCUUCUUCAUCAAGUGAGACAUGUAAUCCAAUUCACAAAGAAGAUACCACAACAGAGACUACUGCAGAAGUGAGCUCUAGUGUCAAACAAAGUGUUAACCCUGCUCGGGAACUUGGAAAUAAUGCUGUACCAAAAGUUUGUAACACAUUAACUGCAUUCAAAGACUGUAAUGUAGAAAAUGCUCUGGUUAACAUUCUGUUUGUUGUUAUCCAAGUGAAUGACACCCGCGAAGUGCAAAUAAAAUCAGGCGCCAGUGCUGGAACAUUUGUAGCUGUGUCUUCAGUUCUAGUUGCUGAUGAAUCAAAGCCAUGUUUCAAACUUACACUUUGGAGAGAAGCCUCCAGGUGGACUGAAAAGAUAAUGCCUGGGGAUUUUGCUGUUGCUACGUCAAUUAAGAUUGGAAAAUGGCGCAGUGAAUUUGUUGGGCAGACAACUUUUAACUCAGGUUUCUAUAAUCUGCAUCGACCGAGAAGACUUCUAUCCAACAUUUGCCGAAAGUUAGUUUCACAGGAGAGAUUUAAUGCCCUUGCCAAAUGGGUUAGAACAGAGCACCCUUACUUCUUUGGAGCUUCUACUCUAAAGAGGAAAGUUGAAUUUACUGAAAUUGCUCAGAUGCUUGACAACACCUUGGUUCACUUCAGAGCUAAACUGAUAAGUAUUCAUGACUCCUCCCCUUCAUCAAGUACCUAUCAUUUUGGUGGUCAACAGCUGACCAAAAUUAUAGCAGGUAAGUUUCUUGUAACAUUUUAGCUCAUGUUUGAGUUUAUGCAGGGACCCAGUUGUUCAAAGGCUGGAUGGCACUAUCCACCAGAUAAAUUUCUAUCUAGUGGAUAUUGCAGUAGUUUCCCCAAUACUUAUCCACAGGAUAGUGAUUUAUCUGUGGAUAGUUGCUUGUACACUUGCUGUGCAAACUGGCUUCACAUUAUGAACCCCUAGCAACCUAUCAAACUUGCUUCACUUGUUCAAAUGGUGGAUAACACUGUCGUAUGGAUAAUCCACUAUCCUCUGGAUAGUACAUUUUGGUUUUCCUAGCACUCAUCCACUGGAGAUUGAUUUAUCCAAUGGAUAGUUCAUUACAACAUUUUGAACUACAUGUACUACCACAGGGUCCAGAGGAGAUGUGUUUGUCGUUAAAACAUCAAAACCCGUCAAAAACCUCUGAAAAAAUGGGUUAUUUUGAUCCCGUUACAAUUUCGUUACACAUUCUAUAUACCACAAACCAAGAGACUGAGGGCUCGCAAUAUUGGCUUACAGUAUAUAAUAUGGAAAGGCUGUUUUUUUAACUUGACACUUCGUGCCUCAGUCACCCUUUGGGCAAUGUGCUGUGCACCAGCGAGUAUUUGGCUUGUUGAUUUUCAAAAUGGCGAACAACAAAGUCAAUCAGGGUCAGAUAAGAAGCGAAGUAAUUCAUUUAUUUACACGAAACUCUUCUGGACCCUGUGGUACUACCCACAAGUAGACAACAAGUACAUGUAGAGGGGAAAGGGGACUAGGAAGGAACAAAUAAAGUGGACAGAACUUAGAGAGAAGUGAGAGUAAAAGGGAGGGUAUUACUGUGACUCACAGAAAGCACAGCAUGAAAGGAGAGCAAGAACGCCCCUGGGGAAUCAAGUCAAGAAGUGGACACUAUCUCACUUCACCUUUUUAGGGGCUGGAGGCGAUUAUAACAAUCCAGGCAAUUGUGUGAUGUGGAGACUUCAGUUUCAGAUCCAGGCCAUUAUAAUCAUAGCCUGAUCCUCAGACGCCUGAGGUCAUUCGCGGUUCCUUCACUUCCCACCUUCUUGAGGGAAGAGAAGGGACUGCGAACGACCUCAGACAUCUGAGAAUCAGGCUAUUAUAAUCACCCCAGUCAAUUUGGAUUUUCCUGUAUUGCAUCAGAGGUGUUUCCUUAAUUAUCUUCUUGAUUGUCUUAGCACAAUGAUUUUGAGAUGAUUACUGGAAAUGAUCGAGAUGAUUGGGAUAGAUAAAUAAAGACUGAGCCUAAAGGUUGCUAAAUAUGCCAAUUACACAUCUCCCAUAAUGCGCCUUAUUUGCCCCCCCCAAAAAAAUUUGCAUAAGCAUUUUUUCAAUUUCACUUGGGAUGGCUGUAAUACCCAGGAGAAAUUAAGAAAAGGUUAUGCAAUUUUUGGGGGUGGGGCAAAUGAAGUGCAUUUGGGAGGGGGCAAAUAGGGAUCCAUUAUGGGAGACUCCCUACCCCUUAGUUUUUACCAAACUGAGGCAUAUGUUGAUAAAAAAUUUUUUUGUAGAAACCCUCCCUCAAGGUCUUUUGACCCCCCAACCCCGCCCCCCUAUCUGAAUGUCUGGAUCUACCACUGGUAUGCUGAUAAAUUGCGCAAAACACUCCCUCCGUUUUGACCCUUUAUCAGAUACUUUUUAUACCCCACCUUUCAAGUUUCUUAUGUGAUAGAUGAUGAUUGUUUCUUUCUUUUUUUUAAUGCAAAGUCUUAGAAGAGCGACCGGGCGAAAAGAUACAACUAUUUCUAUGGGGCAGACAAGCGGCUUGGAUGAACCAACUAAGAGAGGGAAUGGGGAGAGUCUGGGAGUUCCAUUACCUCACGGCCAAGUACAACACUGAUGCUGGAUGCGUCUCACUGCACUCGAACCCGAGAUCAACAAAGGUGAAACUUCCGGUGAACGACAAAAACGCCUCCUCUCUUAUGUUACGUUUUGAUGAAACUGCCAAGCCAACAAAAACAUUUGCGAACGUACACGAUCUGCUGGAAUCCAAAUUUACUGGCUUAGCAGAACUGGAAGCGGAAAUAACUUCGUUGCAGUUUCACUGUAAGGAUGAAGUCGUUGUUGUAGACGAAACUGUGCCCUCGACAGAGACACUGAAGAAGGCGAUUGACAAAUUAGUGUUCAUCGGUUGCGGCUCGUGCUCUCGGGCUCUUGUGCAAGAUAAAAACGGUGUUUACUGUCAAUGUUCACAUUGUGUUGUGGCAAAUCCCAGUUACCAGUACACUACAAAAUAUUACUACAAGCCGCUGACCUUGGUCCUUGGCGACUCCCGUACGUCCUUACAAGUGGAAGCAUUCGGUUGCGUCAUUUCGCGCCUUUUUUAUGACUUUCCCGCCAAAAUGUUAGUCCAAUCAGCGGCGAAAGGGUUAUCAGAUGACAAGAGUUUUGUCGAUAGUUUUGUUACUUUCAUUAAAGCUCUUGUAAAGAACCCUAAAUGCAAGGUUACAGUUGCCUGUCACCUGACUGUAGAUGAAAAUAGCUUCAUUGAGGAUAGAACUUUCACUCUUCAGCAAAUUGAGUUAAUGCGAUAA